AUGAUUGAGAGCGACAGAGAGCUGUCGGCCAUGGUGCAGGAGCUGUGGGACAACGAUGUCAACAGACUCCGACCAGGAAAAGACUACAGGAUCUCCCUGCAGGGCAAAGCUGGAGACAGCAUGGCCAUCAGCGACAACAACGACGGAGCAGGAUAUCCUCUGUUCACAUUUGUUGACGAGAACAUUUUUAAAAAGGAGACCUUUCUGGCCUUUAUUUCCCUGCUGGACAACUACGUGAGCGACACUGGCGAGCCAGAAAUUGUAACUCCUGAGGAGGUGGCAGAAAACCACAAGUUCCUGGACUCCAUCAUUCAGACUCCCACCAUGAAGAUAGCCCAUAAAUACCUGGUGGAGAAGCACCUCUCUCCUGCGGAUACGACAAAAUUCAAGGAGCAGCUGUACAGGAUCUGGUUUGAACUGUAUGCAAGGAGGGGAUCCAGCAGGCCAGACUCCUCGGGGUUUGAACACGUGUUUGUUGGAGAGACGAGAGGAGGACGGACUGUGAUUGGUUUUCACAACUGGAUCCAGCUCUACCUGCAGGAGAAGCUGGGACACAUAGAUUACAAAGGCUACAGCGUCACUGCAAAUUCACCCCAGCCUGACGAGAACAAACACAUCCUGGCCCUACAGUUCAGCUGGAAGAACGGUAUAAAGCCCAAGGGCAGCAUCUUCAUCGGCGUCAGUCCCGAGUUCGAGUUCGCCCUCUACACCCUCUGUUUCCUCACCUCGCCCAAUGAGCGCGUCAAAGUCCAGUUCAGUUUCUACGAUGUGGAGAUCGUUUGCCACCACUACAACCAAAAGCACAUAGGCACCACCUACCCUGUGCUCCUCAAGUACCAGAACCUUUAGUAACCUGACCUGGAAAUCAAUUUGCAAUACACAAAAAUGUCAUAGGUAUUGUUGUUGCCUUUUUAUUUUAGAUAAAGAUUCAA
Molecule: messenger RNA, 932 nt
Organism: Paralichthys olivaceus (Japanese flounder)
Lineage: Eukaryota; Metazoa; Chordata; Actinopteri; Pleuronectiformes; Paralichthyidae
Gene: endou2
Product: endonuclease, polyU-specific 2
Molecular function (GO): RNA endonuclease activity
Source: RefSeq, a predicted model, not a curated record